Vitrella brassicaformis is the source of this 1458-nucleotide messenger RNA. NCBI's taxonomy places the organism in Eukaryota, Vitrellaceae. The record is from the annotation of a GenBank genome assembly.
CUGAAUGUGUGUGUCUCUAUACAUCCAUCUAUCCAUAAAGGCAAUUGGCAGCCAGCCAGACGGACGCACAUCAGUACGGGAAAAACAUAAGGAAGACAUCCGUGUGCCCACAUCAAGACGAGAAAAGAAAUAUGACGAAAGUCAAGCGUAUCCAGCCAGCCAGCCAGACAGCCAACCAGACAGCCAGACAUCCAAACUAAAGGGCACCGCUUUUUCAGGACGGCAAAGCACACGCCGGCACACUCAUGGAUGUGUGUGAGUGUAUAUCGAUAUUGCGUGCGGGCCUGUCCAUCCAUCCAUCGCAUCUAUCGUAUGUAGGUAAGCUGGCUACAAAUCCCCUUUGUAGACUGUUGUUGCUUUGUUCAUGGCUUUGAUCAUGUCUUUGAUUGCGUCGGGGUCGACGUAACAAUGCAUCCCGGACAGGUCGUAUGUCCCCGUGAUGAUGGCGUCGCCAAUGGAGAUGCCAAAAAACUGCGCCGCUGACGGGAGACAGGCAGACACACAGGCAGCACAAAGAGACGAGUGGAUACCUGUGCGCGGCAUUGUCCCUCUCUCCUUCUGUCAACCUUCAAGUGUGGGGGCCUUCCGGCACUGAAUGACAGGAUGGACACGCACAUACGACAGGACCGUACACACACAUGACAGGACCGUACACAUGAUGGACACACGUCGGCUUGCUUACGAUUUCGUCGGCAAUGCCCUUGCUGAAGCAGAGGCCGGCAUGGGGCUUGAGUUCCUGACGCCGUGCCGUUCCUUUAAAGUAGUAGGUUUUCCAAGCACGCCCCGUCUUCUCGGCCACGCACACGUGGGUGACCUGGCCGUCCUCUGCGAGUGGGCAGCCGCCCACCCUGUAGUCCCACGCUUUCGUCAUGUAGACUGUGCAAGUGAUAUCCCUGCCUGCAUGACGCCAGCCAGAAGGAAAAACACAGAUAGAUGGACGGAUGGAUGGAUGGAUGGAGAAAUGGGUGGAUGGUCCUGAGAUGCGCACCAUUACUAGGCUGACGUGCGAGGGCGCUGUCGAGGGAUUCAACGGCAGCGACGCUGAUCUCGUGGGCGGCGGUGGAGAGUUGGUGGGCGUGGUCGAGCUGCUGCUGGAUGAACGCUAACUCUGCAAUGCCAUACACACAAAUGCAUUCAUUGAUUGUGUUGUGUUGCUCUCGCGUACUUACCCUGGGAAGCCGCUUCCGUGCUGUCGGUCUUAUCAGCCGACUUGAGGGCCAGAAAGCGCGUCGGCGACACUGCAUGCAGCCAUCAUCCACACACAUCAGCUGCAUCGCAUGGUGUUGUGUUGUCGGUUGCUAACGUACCAUCAGCAGCGCUUUGUGUGUUGGAGGGAAUCGCUGCGGCCAUGAGACCGACAGCCAGCAGCGCCAUACACAGCACCAACGGCAUCUUCUUACGAGCAGACACCACCGUCGGACUCCCUUAUCGUUGCCUGCGGGCGAAACAACAAGGAAC